AUGGACACACCAGAAACCCCUGAGGAGUUCACCCGCUUUCCUUCCUUGCCUCCAGAGCUACGUCUCAGAAUAUGGAGCAUUCAUCUAAAGACGCCGCGGAUCGUCGAGGUUUUUGUGCCUCGCGAAGGCCGACAGCAGCCCUGGGGUCUUCCUAGCUACACAUGGACAACACAAAUCCCGCCCGUUUUCCAUGUAAAUCGUGAAUCACGUUACGAGGCAAUGAAAUUCUUCCAGAUGCUGCGACACGUCCGAGGCUCUGGAUACUUGGUUCCGACAAUGAUCGUCAACUUCAAAAUCGAUACUGUCUUUUUCUCGCAGUGGAAUCAGCUUAUUGAAGACCUCCUCGGAGAUGAGAAACAGGACAUAGCUCUCCGCAUCCGAUCACUAGCGAUUCCACUCCACCACCGAGCUCCUUACGCGCCGUUUGGCUGUCCAAAUUUACGUGAGUUAGUGGUACUAGUAUGCCCCAGAAUGUACAGCAGACGGCUACGUAACCAUCGUGUCUGGUACAGAGAAUAUCGGGAGGUAGAGGAGGUAUCUGACAUCUGGGAACGCGAAGGACAUAGCCCAAUCCAUCAAGCGGGGAUAUACCAGGACCGAGAGGGAGAGAGCUGCUUCAGUGGAGUACCUGUGGGCGGCGAGAUCUGGGAUUUCAACGUUUGGGAUUUUGAGAAGCUCAGAGCAUGCCUCUCCUUGGUUUGGGCCUCCUCUUAUGCUAAAGGAAUCUUUCAGAUGAAAGUGAACCAAUACUGCAAUGUAUUGGAUCCUGGAGUACCGAUACCGGCAUACAUCGACUGGGCAAGAGGCCAAGCGACUCAAGCGGCCAAAGACUUUUUCAAAAAUUCUCCGCGGAUUCUAGAUCCACCAGUUUUGAGAAUCAAUCGUGGGGUUGCGGAGCAUGCGGGCAAUUGGUCAGGUGGCAAGAUUGUCUUUGCAAAACCGCUGGAUCGACAGAAUCGAAAGAAGGUUGUGUAUAAUGAGAUGACAGGAGUCAUGACCUUUAGAUUGGGACCAAACAGCGGAAAGGUUGUGUAUAAUAAAGACACUGGAGUCAUGAAAUUUAGGUUCGGAGACGACUUAAAUCGCGUGGUUCCUUCUGCUUUGCUUUACUACGACGGACGACACAGGCGAAUCCUCCCCAGAUAG
Molecule: messenger RNA, 1146 nt
Organism: Hymenoscyphus albidus
Lineage: Eukaryota; Fungi; Ascomycota; Leotiomycetes; Helotiales; Helotiaceae
Source: the annotation of a GenBank genome assembly